Molecule: messenger RNA, 4324 nt
Organism: Phalacrocorax carbo (great cormorant)
Lineage: Eukaryota; Metazoa; Chordata; Aves; Suliformes; Phalacrocoracidae
Source: RefSeq, a predicted model, not a curated record
CCGCGCCGCGGGCUCUGUGAUGCGAGGCGCAGGCAUGCUCAGUAGCCGGUGCCUACCCCUCCUAUCGCAGCGGCGGUGCCCGCGCUGCUAGGAGGCUGCUUGCAGCGGGAGCGGAGCCGGAAAGCCAUCUUUGCUGGAGGGAGAGGCAGCGGUCCCUGAGCUCGGCACCCGCUCGGCUGCACGCCAUGUCUGCUCCAGCUCCUAGCCAAGGUCCCACCAGUGCUGGGGCUGCAGGGCCACCUCCUGCUACCAAUGUGUCAAGCAACAAACGGCUGCAGCAGACACAAGCCCGGGUGGAUGAGGUGGUAGACAUCAUGAGAAUGAAUGUGGACAAGGUGCUAGAAAGGGACCAGAAGCUAUCAGAGCUUGACAACCGGGCAGAUGCAUUGCAAGCAGGUGCCUCACAGUUUGAAACCAGUGCAGCCAAACUGAAGAGAAAAUACUGGUGGAAAAACUGCAAGAUGAUGAUCAUCCUUGGUGUAGUAUGCGCAGUCAUUCUCAUUAUAAUUAUAAUUUACUUCUCUACUUGAAAAAGCAAAGGAGGAAGACUUGGCACAACUAUGUUCAUGUCAAACAACGAUAUCAGUGUUCCUUUGUUGAACUCCGCUUUUUAAUUCCCGGUGUCUUGGGAUUUUUGCUUGUAAUAACCCAUAAGCAUUCAGUGUGGUGUGUUUUGGAAUUCUGUUGUUUCCACAAGAAACUGUACCAGCUAAAUACUGCCAAGUAGUUCCAUACACUGUCUUAUCACUGUGUCUUAAAAUGUGUACGCACUGACCUUCAGAAACUGUAGUAUAUGAAAAGCAUCCUAAACAUCUCAAAAUCAGAGAAUGCAGCUAUGGGGCAGCUUCUGCUUGAAGGGACACUGUCAGGUGGACUGGACCCAAAUGGAAGGUUGCAGCAAACAUUAGGGCCAAAAUUCUCAAUCUGAGCACCUAAAGUUGGAUGGCAAAUUCCACUAUCAGAUAUAACUUUUUGAGGUAGUGAGUAUCUGCUACUACUAUUGAAGAGAGUGUCACCUACAAGUAUUCAUGUAAGACAUCUUAUUUCAACUUAGCCAACCAAACACAGAUUUUUUGAGAUUAGUCGUAGUAUCCAACUCUAAAAACAUUAGCUGCAGAAAAUAAAUAGGAACUGGAUUAUCAUCUCUUAUGGAUUUAAAUUUUUCCUUAUGGGGUGUUCUGUACAAUGAGGAUGGCUUCAAUAGGAAAGCCAGAAAGAAAACAGUAUGACAAUCAAAAAAGCAUUCACUAGCACAGUCUUGAAAAAUCCCAGUGAAAUGCAAAAAUGGUAAUUCAGUCAUCAUAAAUGACCAAGAUACAGACUCUUGCUAAAAACUCAAGGCACUGUCAGACUUCAUGGGACUCUCUUGAAUGCCAAUCCCUAAUACUUACGGCCCUAACACAAAGCACAUUAAUAACUCUGGUGAUGUAUGUGGCUUCUGAUCACAGGUAGGAAGCUACCUCUGCACCAUUUUGCAGAAAUGGUCGCCACUGUGAGGACCACUCAAAAAUCAGGAGGAAGGUAUAAGUAAAUAGAGGCAACAGUGGGGAGAGGCUGAGAAGGGGAAGGGUGCCUAGCAAAGCUUUCCUGGAGAAGAGGAAGGCAGAGAAACACUGUCCCAAAGUGUGGUGUUAAUAAGCUUUUUUAAAAAUUUAAUUUAAUUUGUGUGUGUAUAGUUCAUAAACUAUAGUGUCAUCUUUGUAAAGUGCUCAGCUGAGAUAUUUUUCAUACUCAAUUAGUUUAAACUAACAUUUGAAUAAAAGAAAUGAUACAUUAUGAUUUGAGAGAAAGUUCUUGUAUGCUAUUGUUAUAGGGUUUCUCCCAAACAUUGAAUUCCUUUCUCCAAGACUGAAUAGUUUAAUCAUAGUUAACCAAACUAAAAAUGAAUUAUCAAAUUUUGAGCCAGGAAAUUCUGAAAGGGUCUUUUUAGGAUAACUCCUCCAGAAUUUCUAAGAAGAAUUUGUAGAAUUCUAAAAAAAAGAAUUGUUUGGGUUUUUUUGUCUGCAAUUUAAUUAGGGCAUAGAAAUGGUGAUAACAGUAGUGUAAAUAUUCCCACUGUGGAGCAUCUCUCUUGACAUGGUCUUAUAUUAAAAAGACACCCAGACCAGUUUGUUCCAGUGGAUGUAUAUACAAAUUGUGCUUAAGUAGACUUUUGCAGAGAGAAUAAGCAAUGAUCAGUUGAAAGGUUCCAGUUGCUUUUUUUCCCUAUAUAUUUAUUACUUCAUAUUCACAUGUACUGUUUCAUAUCAUUAAGUAGCAAGUGGCCAUAGUGUUAAUGAAACUUAACUUUCAAAGUUACUAAUGUGCUACUGGACUUCCUGGUAUGCCCUGUUCACCUCAGUCCUUCAGCUGAGUGAGUAUAUAAUCAAUACUGAAAUCCUUGUGGCCCAGACAGAAAACUCUGUUGUCAUGACAGGCCUGAAUCCAUGAGGUGGCACAACUGAAUGCUAUGUAUAAUUGAACUUUGCUGGAAAAGCAAUAAGCCGUCCAACUUCAGGACCCUUUUCAAACUACUGAGAUAUUUGGCUAGGUGAUGUGAAAUAAUUAUUUCCUAAGAGUGAGACCCUGCUACCUGUACCAAUGUUUAGCUUGAUCCUUGCAGGGCUUCUCUACAGGAAUGCUGAAAGGACUCACGAGAUGAAGAUAGCUUUCACUGGAGAUGGUACGAUCAGCAAGGUUAUAUGCUGAUACAGAACCUUAACGUAGAUUAUGCCUUUUCCUGUGAGAAUCUGAACUGACAACUGAUAGAGCUGCAAAUAUACAUCAGAUUUGAAUCCUCUAGCUACAAAGAUGCAGCAUUUCCAAAUGAAACUGUAAUGAAACUGCUAUAAGGAUGCAAAGCUCACAUCCUCCUAGCUGGCAUAUCUCAAGCAAGUUAAAAAUCAAAGCGGGAGCUUUAGGGGAGAGUGGAGAAGAGAAACUGCUGGUUGUGAAAUGUGUACUCAUCCUCCCUCAAAACAGUAACUAAUGGGGAUAACUGCUAAAUGUUAGUGAGAAUUUGCAAGGAAGAGUUUAGUCAAGAAACCUAGCCUAUGGUGGGUUGUAAAAUGUUUCUGGAGAGACAUUUCCUCCUGUGUGCUAAUGAAAUAUGCUAAAUUAAUGUGUUUAACUCUUUUAAGUUGUUUCCGUAUAGUGUGCUUGAAUGCUCAGUGUUUGCUAGUUGUGCUGUGCUGGUUGGUUGCAGUCAGUAAGAUAAGCCACGUAACAUUUCUAAUCCAGUCCAGGAAGCAUGAACAAUUAUGUCCUUCCCUGAUGCAAAGACCCAGAGUUGAACUGCUCCUGCAGAGGAUUAAUUCUUCUGCAAGGAGAAUAUGGUAAGAUAGGUCUGUUCAGGGUCAUAGAUUGUGCAACACCGUCAUGUAUACGUAGACUGGUACAAAGAACAAUCUAUAUACACACAGUUGGAGAUCUUAUUUGUGUUGAAGCCAGGAUCAAUUGCUUUCUAUUCAUUAUCUCUACAUUUAAAAUGCCCAUGAAGUUAGAACUGCCUACUUGUAACAGUAGAUUUCCCAGGUUAACUCGUUCUUGUUUAGUCAGCACUGAUUAGAAUUUCAACUACUACUUUUCACCACUAACUACUGCCUAGGCUUUCAUCCUGGGCUGGUAAAAAGGCACAAAAGGGCUUGCUUUUACCCACUCCCCAGCAGACCCUCAGGGGACUGCAAGGCUGAUUGCUUUCUGACUGCCAUCUUGGGGACAGAACUGAAGAAUUCUCUGGCUGGAAGCAAGGAUUUUGAUGUUGUUAGCCAGAGUUAGACAUUGUUUGAGACUUGCAUAUUCCAUCCUUAUAAGAAGUGUUUCCUCUUAUUUCUGGGCUAUAGCUGUACAGCUAGGAUGCUAGCAUGAUAUACCAUUCAGAAACAGCAGAGCUGAAAUGCGGUGGUUAGGAGCUCGUCUGUGUUUGUACCACAGCUGCUGUUAGGCUUGCCAAUGAGUGCACAUCAGCUUCUGAGGUUCAAGAAGUGUUAUUUGCAUCCACUAUCCAGAGGCUAGUAAGGUCCUGCUUGGUCAUUAUGCCUUCUUCCUUCCAAUUUAGCUCACCUUGCAAUAACAUAAAUGUGGCUUUAACCUAAAAAAAUUGGUACACGGAACUUGUAGGAGGAAGUAGCAUGGAAGCCCUAACGGGGCACUUGACCUGAUUCUCACUUGACAACAUUAUGUAACAGCACAGUCAAUCCAACAUAGUCCAACAUAAUCCAAUAUUAUUAGAAGGAGGAGGGGAGAAUCAGAUAAAGAUUCUGAAUGUAGCUUAGGGUCUGUAAAACAAGAAGUGAUUUAGAAAUGUAGUCAGACUGAUUUUUUUUAAUUUGGCACUUUAAUUCUA